GCAAGUUUACUAUAAGCUAUAAGAGGGAAGUGAAACUGUUAUAGAGCAAGCGCAACAACACAAGGAAGCAGGAACCAUUGCUUAGAUCUGUGAGCGAUCGGCUGCCGUCAUGGGGGAGUGGUCCUUCCUAUCGGAGAUGUUGGACAAGGUCGAAUCACACUCGACUGUAUUUGGCAAGGUCUGGAUGAGUGUUCUUUUCAUUUUCAGAAUCUUCAUUCUCGCAGCUGGCGUGGAACGAAUAUGGGGAGAUGAACAAGCCAACAUGGACUGCAACACCAAAAGCCCCGGCUGCAAAAAUGCUUGCUAUGAUGCGUCCUUCCCCAUAUCUCAUACACGCUUCUGGGUUCUCCAGAUCCUCACUGUCUCAACACCUACUUUCAUCUAUCUGGGUCACGUCCUGCUUGUUAUUCGCAAAGAGAAUAAGCUCAGGAGACACUUGGAGCAAAAGCGGGACUCAAAUUGGAUAAUCAAAUCUCCUAAAUAUUCUGAUGAACAUGGCAAGGUGAAGCUGAAAGGCUUUUUGUUGGUCAGCUAUAUGAUGCAGCUUCUGUUCAAGAUCUUGCUGGAAGUGGCCUUCAUUGUGGGUCAGUACUUUAUCUACGGCUUCAUUCUCAUGCCUGAUAAGAUUACGUUCCAAGGCGGAAGCUGUCAGACUGACACAAACUGCUUCAUCAGUCGUCCGGCAGAAAAAACUGUGUUCAUCAUCUUCAUGUUGGCGAUGGCCGUCCUCUCUGUGGUGCUCAACAUUGCUGAAAUGUUCCAUCUGAUUAUUUCAAAGAUGUGCCAGAGGAAAAGGAGGAGCAUUGGUUUAAAUCUUAGCGACUAAAUUUGCCAAGUUAACAAUAAGGCAGGUCAAAAAGCCACAAAUAGAAUUUCAGUUGGUUGUUUUUAAUUUUAUGCAAUUUUUUUUUAAAGUCAUCCUUUCCUUAUAAAUACAACAGAAAACAUGAAAAGUACAAAACAAUGAGACAAAAAGUUCACUAUAUCGUUAAGGGCCCAUAUUUGGUAUUUUAGCCACAUCGUGUAAGACAUUUGAUUCCUCACAAGCAAUAAGCAGAGAAAAAUAUUGAUGAAAAAGAAUACUGUCCAAUAUAACACAAUAAAGGACAUCGAAAUGAUAGAGGGACACUCUGAGUUAGUACGAGUCCAAAUACAUUUUUAGAGGGAAAAAUGCCUUUAAAGUCUGGACUGGAUUAUACACAUCCCAAAAACAUGCAUGGUAGGUUAAUUGACAACUCCAAAUUGCCCUUAGGUGUGAAUGUGAGUGCGAAUGGUUGUCUGUUUGUGUGUGUCCUGCGAUUGGCUGGCAACCAGUUCAGGGUUUACCCCGCCUCCUGCCCGAUGAUAGCUGGGAUAGGCUCCAGCAUGCCCGCGACCCAAGUGAGGAGAAGUGGCUCAGAAAAUGGAUGGAUGGAUGGAUGAAGGUUACAGUAUGCUUUAUUCAUUUCUGACUUUUCGGAGAAGCCCAGUAAGGCAGCUCAAAUUUGAUUGAAUUCAGUUUGAAUUUACUCAUUCCUGCUCAAAAUGGUGAAAUGUGGGCGGCUGACUGAGGCUGAAUGAAAGGUCCUCAUUAAAGCAUUUCAUGAUGCUGAUUGGUCUCUGUGACAGAAAUGACAGGUGGUGUAAUUUGUUAAGCACUAUACAUUUUAACAUUUUAUGUUCUCAUACUUGUUUAAAUUAACACUGAUGAUGAUUUUGUAAGUGCAUUCAGUUGUAAUUUUGAUUUUUUUUUUUUUAAUCAAAUACAAUAUGUGUUGGAGAGAAUUAUGGCAAGCUAUUUUACAACCCCAGUUUCAAUGAAGUUGGGACGUUGUGUUACACAUAAAUAAAACAAGAAUACAAUGAUUUGCAAA
Messenger RNA from Phycodurus eques (leafy seadragon), 1853 nucleotides. Its product is annotated as gap junction Cx32.2 protein-like. NCBI's taxonomy places the organism in Eukaryota, Metazoa, Chordata, Actinopteri, Syngnathiformes, Syngnathidae. Bases 110 to 826 code for a protein of 238 amino acids. The record is from RefSeq and is a predicted model, not a curated record. Gene Ontology annotation, cellular component: connexin complex. The transcript is spliced from 2 exons. Gene Ontology annotation, biological process: cell communication.